Messenger RNA from Rhinocladiella mackenziei CBS 650.93, 1554 nucleotides. RefSeq lists its product as uncharacterized. Gene Ontology annotation, molecular function: carbohydrate:proton symporter activity. Lineage: Eukaryota; Fungi; Ascomycota; Eurotiomycetes; Chaetothyriales; Herpotrichiellaceae. The transcript is spliced from 7 exons. Bases 1 to 1554 code for a protein of 517 amino acids. Gene Ontology annotation, cellular component: membrane. The record is from RefSeq and is a predicted model, not a curated record. Gene Ontology annotation, biological process: carbohydrate transport; transmembrane transport.
AUGACAAGAACAUAUACUCUCUACAAUCUACGGAUCAUUCUGGUCUUGACCUUGGGGAGUCUCACCUUCGGGUAUGGCUUCUCGGUCAUUUCCAACACCAUUGGGCAACCAGGUUUCAUAUCUUACUUCAAUCUCGAAGCCAACUCUGACUAUACCAAUGCCAUUACCGGUACCAUAAAUGGUCUCUAUUGUGCAGGGGCAUUGUUCGGCGCACUCCACGUGGGCUGGAUGUGCGAAGCUCGUGGCCGAAAGGAGACCAUGUAUUUGGCUUCGGCUGUCAAUAUUAUUGGCGGAGCUCUGGAAACCGGAUCGGUCAAUAUGGCCAUGUUUCUUGUCUCGAGAUUCAUUUCUGGUUGGGGAAUUGGCAUGAUGGUGGUGUUGAUCCCCAUUUAUCAAGCGGAGAUCUCACCUCCCAAUGCUCGAGGUUUCCUGGUCGGUCAGCACGGAACUUGGAUUGUGCUGGGAUAUGCAGUUGCUGGCUGGGUUGGAGCGGGGACCUAUUAUUCGUCGAAUUUAUCCUUCCAGUGGCGAUUCCCAAUUGCCCUGUCUAUCGUCCCGCCUCUCGCACUGGCCCUGUGCGCGCCUUGGAUCCCCGAAUCGCCCCGUUGGUUACUCACCAGAGACCGUCGUGAAGAGGCCUGGGCCAUCGUCAAGCGCCUCCAUGGAGGUGCCACUGAGGAUGAGAAGGGCCUCCAGUUUGCUCGUGAGGAGUUCUAUCAGAUGACUGAACAAGUUCGAGUCGACGCAGCGGCAUGGAAUGAAGGGGGGUGGAAAGGCAUGUUCACCAAGAAGUCGUACCAGAAACGUUUCUGGAUGGGCUUCUUCAUCCAAUACGCCGCUCAAUCCACCGGAGCCCAGGUGAUAUAUGUAUACAUUAUUGCCCUGUACCAGAACCUGGGUCUCACCGGCGGAGUUCCGUUAAUUUUGGGAGCGGCGUAUGUCACGGUCGCGACCAUUUCCAAUUUUAUCGGGGCUCUCUUGCUUGACAAAGUAGGACGAAAGCCACUCUUGAUUGCCGGAUUGACUGGAUGCAUGCUCUCGGUAUGCCUGGAAACCGCCAUGAUUGCCCAGUAUGCCGGCACCACGAACACCGCCGGACUUUCAAUGGGGGUCUUCUUUUCAUUCUGCUUCAUUAGCUUUUACGGAGGUGGUAUCGACGUGGUCGGAUAUGUUUACUGCUCGGAAAUCUUCCCCACACAUAUCCGAUCCCAGGGCGUCGCCUGGUCUCUGGCGGGGACAUUCCUUUCAACUUUGGUGUACGUCGAGGCCGCACCCACGGCCCUCGCCCACAUUCAAUGGCGAUACUAUGUUGUGUUCAUCUGUUUGACUUUCGUCAACGUCCUCAUAUUUUAUUUCUGGUGUCCCGAGACCAAGGGUCUCUCGUUGGAAGAGAUCAAUGCCUUGUUUGGCGAAGAAGUUGUGGUCCAUUUUGCCGAUGCGACCGAGGAGCAACGACAUGAACUGACUGCCAAGGUGCUGGCCGAGGAAGAACAGAAGGAAUAUGCUUCGAGACGUGGCGAAAAUGAGCGCACGACAGUGGUUUUGAAAGCCUGA